Molecule: messenger RNA, 1007 nt
Organism: Hymenoscyphus albidus
Lineage: Eukaryota; Fungi; Ascomycota; Leotiomycetes; Helotiales; Helotiaceae
Source: the annotation of a GenBank genome assembly
AUGUCCCUGCACGGACGUCUCCAUCUCGCGCCUCUGAAAGAAGAAAGCCUACAACACGCCCUCGAUUUUGGAACAGGGACCGGAAUCUGGGCCAUGGAAUUUGGUACGCCCUUUAUCAUAGCCCAGCCAUGCGUUCCUUUAGAUCUUAGACAUAAAUAAGGUUGAGGUCGUUGACAAAUGAGUAGCGCAGAAAUACCCAAAUUGCAAAGUGAUAGGAAAUGACUUAUCACCUAUACAACCAGAAUUGUAAGUCGGGAAUGGAUACCUAUGACGAUGGGAAGGGGUGAAGUAAAUGAGAGAGAAUCGCUGACGAAAAUAGCGUAACCCAGAAUCUGGAAUUUGAGGUUGACGAUGUCGAAGAUGAAUGGGUGUACGCCCACAAAUUCGAUUUCAUCCACGGACGAUUAAGUAAGCUCCUUCCUUCUCCCACCUAUCUCCUCCCGAAACACUUCAAGCGAGGGAAAUAAGCUCAAAACUGCAAUCAUUUCAACCAGUUCUUUUAAUCAAAUUACUCUUCCAACCUAACAACAACAGUGGCAUUCGCCCUAACCUCCCCCCUCACUCUUUUCCACCGCGCCUUCACCUCCCUUUCCCCCGGUGGAUACUUCGAAAUGCAAGACCCCGCACCCCCAAUCCGCGCCUUCGACAGCACCCUCACCCCCUCCCCCGCCCUGCUCCGUACCGCCGUCCUCCUCUUAACCGCCACUCAAAAAGCAGGGAUCGAUAUCACAGCCCCCUCUCGCUACGCCUCCAUGAUGGCUGAAGUCGGGUUCGUGGAUGUAAAAGAGGUGGUUAUCAAUUGGCCCGUAGGCACGUUGGCCAAAGGAGAGUAUCAUAAGAAGUUGGGUGCGUGGUUUCGCAGGGAUAUGGAGGUUGGUGUUGAGGGGAUUCUUAUGGGGCUUUUUACUAGGGUUCUUGGGAUGGGGAGGGAUGAGGUUGGGGUUUUGGUGGAGGAGUUGAAAGGGGAGAUGAGGGAUGAUGGGUUGCAUGCUUUUCAGCCUUUGUGA